Kalmanozyma brasiliensis GHG001 is the source of this 1332-nucleotide messenger RNA. RefSeq names its product Nucleoporin FG repeat. Gene Ontology annotation, molecular function: structural constituent of nuclear pore. Bases 1 to 1332 code for a protein of 443 amino acids. Gene Ontology annotation, biological process: nucleocytoplasmic transport. Gene Ontology annotation, cellular component: nuclear pore. The transcript has a single exon. The record is from RefSeq and is a predicted model, not a curated record. NCBI's taxonomy places the organism in Eukaryota, Fungi, Basidiomycota, Ustilaginomycetes, Ustilaginales.
AUGUUCGGCUCAACGUCGUCCGCACCCGCGACCGGGUCUACACUCGGUCGAUCCGCGUCCUUCUCCUUCUCGCAACCCCCAGCGAACAAGCCUUUCUCUGGCACAACAGGCGGCUUCUCCUUCGGCGGCGGCGCCAACAACAGCACAACUACAAGCACAGCAGCAGCGAACCCAGGCACCGCUGCGGCAGCUCCAGCUACAGGUGGCUUUAGCUUCGGUGCCAAGCCUGCUACCACCACGACUGCGCCCACACUCGGCGGUGGAGGUCUGUUUGGUUCCACCACAACAACACAACAGCAGCAGCAGCAGCCAGGACAACAGACGCAGCAGCCACAACAGACAGGCUUCGGAGGUGGACUCUUUGGUGCGUCGAACAACACAGCGUCGACGUCGACCGGUGGGCUAUUUGGCAAGCCUGCUGCCCCUGCGGCUGGCGGCUUCUCGUUUGGCGCCAGUAACACAGCGUCUACAUCUACCGGGGGGCUCUUCGGCUCGUCCACUCAGCCAGCGCAACAGCAGCAGCAGCAACAGCAACAGCAACCGUCGACAUCGCUCUUCUCGUUCUCGCAGCCACAACAGCCGCAGCAGCAGCAACAACAGCAAUUUGGCAACGCUUUCCAGUCCAAUCCAUCGCAACCACAAAUGAACCAGGUCGCCGCAUCACCCUUCGCGCGGUUCGGCUACUUCCAAAAGGAACGCUUCAACGACCUGCCCGACGAUGCCAAGAAGCUCAUUGAGGAGCUCGAAACACACAUCUCUUCGCAGACCCAACUGAGGGACGAGCUGAAGACCAAGAACUUUGGGUCGGAGAUCCGCAAGUGUGCGUCAGAAUGGCAUGAACUCGACUCGGCGCUCAAGUCGCUCUCCGCGACACUGGAUACGGACGAGCACCAGACUGUCGAUGUAGGCCGUCUGCUCGAGCGCGACCGAGCCACCACCUCGACGCUGUACCCCAUCCUCGUCAAUGCCAAGGAGCCGCGCGGGGCGUCGGACGGCGCGUCGUUCGUCGAGUGGCUCGAGCGCUACUUUGCCGAUCUUGCUGCAGAGUAUCGCGAUCGCAUCGCGCGCUACUCGAGCACGGUCGAGACCAUUCAGCAUCAUCUAACGUCGCUGAGCAGCAGGGAGACGUACACGCCGCAGGCGAUUUCGGAUGCGAUCCACGCGCAGCACGAGAGCUUCAUGGCAUUGGCAGGACAGGUGGCAGGACUGCACGCGGAGGUGGACGCGCUCAAGAAGGAUUAUGCACGGUGGUACAAGCAGGUCAACAAGAGCGUGCGGGAUCCGUUUGGGAGUAUGAAUGCCUUGGCGGGGAGCGUGCCGCCAGCGUCGUAG